UAUUUCCGGAAGUAACUUGCUGUGGGUGUCAGGUUUUCCGAGAGAGGGAUCAAAUCUCACAUAUUUAGCGGUGUGUCCUCGUCCACGCCACAGGAUGACACAUUGGUUCCACAGGAAUCCCCUGAAGGCUACUGCGCCUGUUUCCUUUCAUUUCUAUGGAGUGGCUGGGAGCCCUGCUGCCAAUAAGAUAUGCAAUGACCUGAGGACAACCAGGGCUAGACUGCUGGAUAUGUUCACAGACAUCACCUGUAAACCUGAGGUCAUGAAAAAUGCUACAGAUGCAUACUUUUCUCUGUUACAAGGCUUCAUCGUGCCCUUGGAUGGAACCACACAGGAGAACAAGAUGAGGUUCAUCCAGAACUUCAAGUGGACUGACACCUUACAAGGAAACACGCCGAGCGCCCAGCAGGAUGCAGUCUUUGAACUGGUCUCUAUGGCCUUUAACGUAGCCAUCUGGUACACAAAGUUUGCCUCCAGAUUAGCGGGAAAGGAAAACAUAACAGAGCCGGACGCAAAAGAUGUUCACCGGAGCCUGAAGGUUGCUGCAGGCUUAUUUAAAAAUCUCAAGGAGGUCCACAUCCCUCGGCUCAUUACUCCUGCCGAAAAGGGCAGAGACCUGGAGCCCAGAGUGACUGAUACUUACAUCAUCCAGUGCCAAGCGGAGGCACAAGAAGUGACGAUUGCCCGCGCAAUCGAGCUGAAGCACAAUGCGACAAUCAUUGCUGCUUUGUCUUUUGAGACGUCAAACUUCUAUCAAAAAGCAGACCACACAUUGAACACUUUGGACCCAGAGUACAGCAGCAAGUGGAGGAAGUAUCUUCAGCUGAAGCAGCAUUUUUACAUGGCAUAUGCAUACUGCUAUCACGGCCAGACGCUGCUGGCGAGCGAUAAGUGCGGCGAGGCUAUAAGAUCUCUCCAGGAAGCAGAAAAGUGUUACGCCCGCGCCGAGGAGCUGUGUAAAGAGUAUCGUCAGACCAAAGGCCCCGGCACCACGGCCAAACCGUCAGAACAGCUCUUCUUCCUGAAGCUGGGCGCCCUGAUUAAGAACACGCUGGAGAAGUGCCAGAGAGAAAAUGGCUUCAUAUACUUCCAUAAGGUUCCUGCUGAAGCUCCGCUGCUGGAGCUGAAGGCGAGUUACGGCCUGGCUGAGCCCGUCUCCUUUGAGCUGCCGCCGCUCAGCGACCAGUGCACUCCUGAAGUUUACGCCACCUUUGACCUCACCAAAGGAGCCAAAAGUGACAAGGGUAAACCGAAGGACCAGGAAGUGAAGCUGAUGAAGGAACCAGAUCUGAAGCCUCAGAAGGACACAGGCUGUGCCAUCUCCUAAACUGUCCAUUCUUCAGUCCCGCUGAUUAUCAAAACAACAUCCAUUUGAUUUCCAUAGGAAAUAUUUAAGCUGAGACGUGUGUUCGUAUAAUGUAUGUGGGUGGUGAUACAACCUGUACUAUCUAAAGUAGAGCCAGAGUUUAAAAAUAAUAAGAAUGUAUGGCCAUAUCCUUUAAAGAGCUCACAUAUAUCGUGCUUUACUGCAGAGUUAAAGUCAACACUUUAAAGGUGUAAAGUAUUACUUUAAAUUAUGUCUUCACAUUAAGUAAUUCCACGUGUUAUGGAAAGAUUUUAAGGUGGAACUCUUCUAAUAGUGCUGCAUUUGACUGUUGGACUCUGACAGAAUUUUUUUGUUGUUGUUUUUAAUAACAAUCUUUACCACAAUGAUAAAUCUGUUUACACUGAGCGGAUGUUCCGUUUCAGAAAUUGGCCUUGUGUUGCAGUAGUGAGAGUAGUCGAAGGUAGUCAACAAUUUGAAUGCAUAUUUAGGGAUUUGAUCCAGAUCGCUUCACUCCUGAUUAUAAUUAACAGGUAAAAAUCAACGUUAGACAUCCGCUAAACAAAAGUGCAUGGAUUAUUGUUGAUUUUGUUUGUUUUAGUUGUAGCAUUUUAUUAUAUCUGUAUUGUACAAUCACAUGAUGUGUCUGUUGUAGUUGUUUGUGUAGCUGAAGUAGCCAUUUUCUACUUUUGCUAUCCAUUUAAUUACCGAAUAACACUAAAUCACGUUAACGUGAUGCCAUCUCUAUGGGAAAUUUUAUAAGAUUUCCCUGACAGUCAGCCUGCUUAAUGUAUUAUUCACAAGUUUAUUUAUACAUAAAAAAAAAAAAAACUUAUCAGUGUAUGGUGACUUUUGGGCGAUGUUUCUUAUCUUUCAGCACAACAUUUUCCACACACACAACACUCACUUCUGUUUAAUGAUUUUACUGCACGUUUGCAUGUAAAAACAACUGUCAUAAAUGGCUUUUGCUAAUCUAUGAGUGAACUCUGGCUUUUGGGAAGAAGAUAAUCUUAACUCUGCUGUCUUGUUUAUAUCAUAUAUUAACAACUUUGCACUUUAUACUCCAUUGUGCAGGAAUUGCACCCUUGUAUUCUGAUUUGAUUUAAAGUCAGACGGGUGACUGAAAUGUUGCAGACCAAUCAGACCAAUGUCUCAUGUCACAUGUUUAUAGGAGCUUCAUCAUUAUUCCCAACGUAAUGUUCUUCAUGUAAAAUGUAUUUCAAAUGAAAGUUAAUCAUUCAUUAAACAUUAGUAUUUUAUGUUUCGUAUUUC
Thalassophryne amazonica is the source of this 2596-nucleotide messenger RNA. RefSeq names its product BRO1 domain and CAAX motif containing (gene brox). Bases 95 to 1327 code for a protein of 410 amino acids. The record is from RefSeq and is a predicted model, not a curated record. The transcript has 13 exons. Lineage: Eukaryota; Metazoa; Chordata; Actinopteri; Batrachoidiformes; Batrachoididae.